AUGGUUGGCAAGAGAAGUGUAAAGGCAGCUGAAAUUCGAGGUUAUAUAAAGACUCGAUGCCAGCUUAGCGUAUCAGCGAAGGAGAUUUUUGACGAAUUGUGUGUUGUUCAUGGACAGAAUGAAGUGUCGUAUGCCACCGUCACGAGGUGGAUUAAGAAGUUUAAUAGCGGUUGUGACUCCAUUAAUGUGCACCAAAUUCGGGACGUCCUUGUAGUGCUACUUCUAACACUAUGGUUAACAAAUGGCAUGGUUUACACAGCAUACAUCGUCUCGUUUAUGCUUCGUCACGUGGCAAUUCCUUUUGUGUUGUUUGUAACGUGCAAGACUCUCUGGAAGUGGUACGUCACAAGCACGCGUGAUAGUACGUGCAGCCUGCCACUGCCACCUGGCGGAUACGGUUUGCCAUUCAUUGGGGAGACUAUCCACAUGCUGAUAUUAGGAAAGGCUUACUUUGAAAAUAGACGAAAAGAGUACGGAGAUGUCUACAAGACCCAUCUACUUGGAAAACCCACAAUACGUGUUAUUGGAGCUGAAGGUGUAAAACAAAUAUUGCGAGGUGAAAACACUAUCGUGCAGACACAAUGGCCGGUUAGCACGUGUAUUUUACUUGGUGAAGGUGCUAUAUCACAUGCAGUUGGUGAUAGCCAUAUCACAAAGAAAAGAGCAAUAAUGAAGGCGUUCACGUUUGACGCACUUUCUCGAUAUCUUCCGGUUAUACAAGAAACAACUCGGAAGUACAUACGUAGAUGGUGCCAAACGAAGAGGAUUCUGGGCUAUAAACAAUUUAAGACUAUGAACUUUGACCUUUCUUGUCGGCUUAUGAUAGGUUUCCAGGGCAAUGAGACAGAAUGUCAAAACCUAAUGCAGAUAUUUGAAACGUUCAUAUCAAAUAUUUUCUGUAUUCCAGUGGAUAUCAAAGGCUCUGGAUUCAGGAAGGCACUGCAAGCUAGAGACAUUCUACUUCAGAAAAUCGAUGAAGUCAUUCAAGACAGACAAGGUCAUGAAGACGCUGAUGCCUCUGACGUGCUUACGACUAUUCUAAACGCAAGAAGUUCACAUGACCUCACAAUUAGCGGAGUGAAGAACUUCUGUCUGGAACUCCUUUUUGCUGGGCACGGAACUACCUCUAGUGCGGCAGCAUUUCUUGUUUAUGUGUUGGCAAAGCACCCAGAAGUCGUAAGAAAAUUGAAGGAUGAAUUUGAAGCGUUUGGUGUUCUUGAUGAAACAAAUAUAGACACUGACCUUAAGAAGCUGAACAAAAUGACCUACCUCAAUAACGUGGUGAAGGAGUUGUUACGACUGAGUCCUCCAGUUGGCGGUGGAUUCAGAAAAGCGAUUAAAACCUUUGAAGUAAAUGGUUAUCAAGUUCCAAAAGGAUGGGCUGUCACGUACGCCAUACGAGACACCCAUGAGGUGUCAGAACACUUUGAAGAUGCGACUGAAUUUAAACCUGAGAGAUGGGAAAAUUUCUUUGUGAAAAACAAUCAAUUCUUGUACCUGCCAUUUGGUGGAGGUCGUCGCGCAUGCGCAGGAAAAGAUCUUGCAAGGCUUAUGCUAAAGAUAUUUGCUUUGGAGCUUGUGAAAGGAUGUGAGUGGUCACUAGAAAACGACAUUGCUGAGUUUGAAACGUUUCCUAUGCCGCAUCCAAAAGAUGGCUUACCACUACUGUUUAAAUCAUCAGCACAAUAUUCAGAGAGUUAG
Messenger RNA from Mercenaria mercenaria, 1701 nucleotides. Its product is annotated as cytochrome P450 26A1-like. NCBI's taxonomy places the organism in Eukaryota, Metazoa, Mollusca, Bivalvia, Venerida, Veneridae. The record is from RefSeq and is a predicted model, not a curated record. Gene Ontology annotation, biological process: sterol metabolic process. Bases 1 to 1701 code for a protein of 566 amino acids. The transcript is spliced from 5 exons. Gene Ontology annotation, molecular function: heme binding; monooxygenase activity; oxidoreductase activity, acting on paired donors, with incorporation or reduction of molecular oxygen.